AUGACGGGGAGAGGGAGAAGGAGACGUGCAGAUUUACAAGAAAAUUUGAACGCUCGUCCUGGCCCAUUUGCUGCUGGUGUUCCUCUUGAUUUUCAGCCUGACGAAGAACUUCCACAACAGAAUGUCACCACUGCUCAACUCGGAGAAUCAGAAAAUCAUUUACGAAAUGAAUUUCGUAAUGUCAUCACUCCAAUUAGAGAUGAAUUCCGCCAAGAGAGGAAAGAAAAUCGUCGAGCUGCCAGGGAAGAUCUACUAAAUGCAUUGAGAGAUCUCCCAAUGAAUCAAGCACCUCCAAAUGUCCCCGAUGAUCCUCUAAACCAUCAAGAACUUGACGCAGAAGAUCCCAACCCCCAACAACGUAAUCCACAGAAUCCAGUACCUGCCCAAGAUGUACUGAACCCUCAACAACAUCAUCCAGAGAAUCCAAUACCUCUUCAAGAGAAUCCAGUGCCUCUUCAAGGAAUGCUGAACCCUCACCAACAUAAUCCAAUGAAUCCAGUACCCAUACAUGAUGUACUGAAUCCCCAACAACGUCAUCCUGAGAAUCCAAUACCCCGUCGAGAUGAUCUGAAUCCUCAUCAACAUCUCGCAAGGAAUCAAAUACCUCCAAUACCUGUAUUCGUGGAACCGAUGAUCCCAAACCCUGCUGCACAUCCCUUAAUUCAUCCACCAGGUCCUCCAUAUGCUGCAAGACCCCCUCUACGGAACCCGACUGCACCACUUCCUCCAGUCUACCCACCAUGGAAUCCACUGUUUCAUGUUCCACCUGAGAAUCCUGAACCAACAGAUAACCAUCAACUUCCUACUUUUGCUUUACCUCAUGCUUAUGCUUAG
This is a messenger RNA of Diachasma alloeum, 834 nucleotides long. Its product is annotated as proline-rich protein HaeIII subfamily 1-like. The record is from RefSeq and is a predicted model, not a curated record. The coding region runs from base 1 to 834 and encodes 277 amino acids. The transcript has a single exon. Lineage: Eukaryota; Metazoa; Arthropoda; Insecta; Hymenoptera; Braconidae.